Molecule: messenger RNA, 756 nt
Organism: Lathyrus sativus (Indian pea)
Lineage: Eukaryota; Viridiplantae; Streptophyta; Magnoliopsida; Fabales; Fabaceae
Source: the annotation of a GenBank genome assembly
AUGGCUUCAAACACGACAAACAACGAGGUACGAGGUUCACAUCAAAGGUUACAAACAUUGCUUCAUCAUCUCCAAUCAUCUUCCAAUUCCAAUUCCAAUUCCACGUCCACCAAUUCAUUCCAAAAUAUUUCAAUUUCAAAUUCCAAACCCAACAAAAUAGCAGCGGUUCUGAUUUGUUUGUUCGAAGGCCAAGAUGGGAAUCUGAGAGUCAUUCUGACGCAGCGUGCUUCUUCUCUAUCAACCCACGCCGGUGAGGUUGCUUUGCCAGGUGGAAAGAGAGAUGAAUGUGAUGCUGAUGAUGUUCAAACUGCGUUGAGAGAAGCUAAAGAGGAGAUUGGAUUAGACCCUUCUCUUGUUACUGUCAUUACUCUUCUUGAACCCUUUCAUACUAAGUACGGCAUCACAAUAAUACCGGUGGUCGGAAUACUGUCAAACAAGGAUGCAUUUUCUCCAGUUUUAGAUUCAGCUGAAGUUGAAGCCAUAUUUGAUGUCCCCUUGGAGAUGUUCCUCAAGAAUGAUAAUAGAAGAGCUGAGGAAAGAGAAUGCAUGGGAGAGAAGUAUCUUGUACAUUAUUUUGAUUACGAGGUAGACAGCAAAAAGUAUGUGAUAUGGGCCAUAACUGCUUCCAUCUUAAUUAGAGCUGCUACCCUUUUACUUCGGCGGCCGCCAGAUUUUCUAGAGCAGAGACCUAAAUUCUGGGGAGGAGUUACCGAAAAUGACACGAUGAUACUACAGAGGAGUAGUUCACAAUUGUAA